AUGCUCUCAGCCGCUCUUGCCUUCUCUUCCCUUCUGAUCGGCGCUCGCGCCCAGUUGGCCGGUGAUCUGACCGCCGAGAAGCAUCCUGCCCUCCAGGUCAGCAAAUGUACCGCCAGCGGAUGCACGACAUCUGCCCAGUCCGUCGUUAUUGAUGCCAACUGGAGAUGGCUCCACAACAAAGUCGGAUAUUCCAAUUGCUACACUGGUAACACCUGGAACGAAACUGUUUGCCCCGAUGGCAAGACCUGCGCCGCAAACUGCGCCUUGGACGGAGCUGAUUACUCCAAGACCUACGGCAUCACCACGAGCGGCAACUCACUGAAGCUCAACUUCGUCACCAAGGGCGACAACACCAACGUCGGUUCCCGGACAUACUUGAUGGCCGCCGGAAGUGAGACCAAGUACGAGAUGUUCAAGCUGCUGAACAAGGAAUUCACCUUCGAUGUGGAUGUAUCCAAGCUCCCUUGCGGCCUGAACGGUGCGCUGUACUUCAGUGAGAUGGCAGAAGACGGAGGAAUGUCCAAGUUCUCCACCAACAAAGCCGGUGCCAAGUAUGGAACUGGUUACUGCGAUGCCCAAUGCCCUCGUGACAUGAAGUUCAUCAACGGAGAGGCAAACUCUGAAGGCUGGAACCCACAGUCUAACGACAAGAAUGCAGGCUCAGGGAAGUACGGAGCAUGCUGCAACGAGAUGGAUAUCUGGGAGGCCAACAGCAUUGCAUCAGCCUAUACACCCCACCCUUGCACUGGCGCUGGGUUAACUCGAUGCACUGGAUCUGACUGCGGAAUUGACGACAGAUACGCCUCGUUGUGCGACGCUGAUGGAUGUGAUUACAACUCGUACCGCAUGGGAGAUACCACCUUCCUGGGCCCCGGUAUGACUGUCGAUACCAACAAGGUUAUGACCGUCGUCACCCAGUUCAUCACCACCGAUGGAAGCGACAACGGUAACCUGAAGGAAAUCAAGCGAUUCUACGUUCAGGGUGGCAAGACAAUUGAGAACUCUCAGUCCAAGAUUGCAGGUGUCACCGGUAACUCUCUCACCGACGACUUCUGCGCAAUCCAAAAGACUGCUUUCGGAGACAAAAACCAAUUCGCCGCUCGGGGAGGAAUGAAGGUCAUGGGUGACGCUCUCAAGAACGGUAUGGUUCUUGUCAUGUCCAUCUGGGAUGACCACACGGCCAACAUGCUCUGGCUCGAUGCCCCUUACCCACCAACCAAGGACGCCAGCGAGCCAGGUGUCAGCCGAGGAACGUGUUCGCCCGACUCUGGUGACCCAGCCAAGGUUGAAGCCGAGCAUGGCGACUCCUCCGUUGUCUACUCCAACAUCAAAUGGGGCCCUCUCGGCUCAACCUUCAAGGCCAACUAA
Messenger RNA from Venustampulla echinocandica, 1368 nucleotides. Its product is annotated as Glucanase. Gene Ontology annotation, molecular function: hydrolase activity, hydrolyzing O-glycosyl compounds. Lineage: Eukaryota; Fungi; Ascomycota; Leotiomycetes; Helotiales; Pleuroascaceae. The transcript is spliced from 3 exons. The coding region runs from base 1 to 1368 and encodes 455 amino acids. Gene Ontology annotation, biological process: carbohydrate metabolic process. The record is from RefSeq and is a predicted model, not a curated record.